Saccostrea echinata is the source of this 614-nucleotide messenger RNA. Its product is annotated as thialysine N-epsilon-acetyltransferase-like. The transcript is spliced from 5 exons. Lineage: Eukaryota; Metazoa; Mollusca; Bivalvia; Ostreida; Ostreidae. The record is from RefSeq and is a predicted model, not a curated record. Gene Ontology annotation, molecular function: N-acetyltransferase activity. Bases 20 to 526 code for a protein of 168 amino acids.
CCAGUUUAAAUAUUUAAUCAUGUCAGUUGUUGUACGUAAUGCAAUCGAGUCCGACUGUCAGGGCAUUCUGGAUCUCAUAACAGAAUUGGCAGUUUAUGAAAAAAUGGAGGAUCAAGUGAAAAUGAAAGUUGAAACGCUACGUGAAGAUGGCUUUGGGAAUGAAAAAUACUUCCAAUGCUUUGUCGCAGAAAAUCAAGAAAAUGGUUCCUCAAAAUUGAUAGGAUACGUAUUGUACUAUUUCAUUUAUUCAACCUGGGAAGGGAAAUGCAUUUACAUGGAGGAUCUGUACGUGUCCCCGGAGUACAGAGGGAGGGGCAUCGGAUCCAGGUUAAUGGGAUCCGUUUGUAAGACUGCUGUAGAGAAGAAAUGUGCUAGAGUCCACUUUGCAGUACUUGGAUGGAAUAAACCCUCCAUUGAUUAUUACAAACGUCAAGGUGCCAUGGAUUUGACGGAACAAGAAGACUGGCACUUGUUUCGAUUAACUGGAAGUGCCAUAGAAAAAAUGGCAGCAAAAUGUGAUAUAUGAUAUAAGUACCCUUGAAAAAUUGAAAUCACAAACUUUUGUCCUCUUAUCUUACAAUUAUUCAGAGAAAUGAUGUUCCAGAGUGUCUAAA